AAAAGCCUCUCUCUCUCUCUCUCUCUCUCUCUCUCUCUCUAAAAACCCAGAGAGGAGGGAAUAGGGUUUCUCUCACUUGCGCACUUGAUUUCCUGUCACCCACUUCCAAAUCUUAUCCAAAGACCUAAUCUCCUGAACAUCAAAUCAGCUGAUCUCUCUCACGAGACCGUUCUUUUGCAUUUCCAUGGCUCUCAGUUAACUUUCUGAAGACGGAGAGAACCCUCAUGGAAGAGGGAGUUUGUGGAGCAAACGUGUUCAAGUCUGGUUCCAAGUCAAGCAUUGGACCAAAAUCUGAUAAUUUAUCGGACGCCAUAGAGAAAAAAGAGGCCGACAAAUGCAAGCAUUUCUCCAUCCGUGCUUUUGUUGGUGAGGUCCGCAGAAAAGAUCAAAAAAUUUGUUGGCCAUUUCCUUUGCUUGGUGACAAUGAGGAAUCCAACAAAGAAUCAGAUAUGCUUCCUCCAAUGCAUGUCCCUGAGUUCAGAUGGUGGGGUUGCCAAAACUGUCUCCAAAGAACUGAUGCUUCAGAUGAUGCAGCAGAUAUUAGACUGGUUUCCAAUUGCUACCCAUCUGCUGGUACAAUUUGUGGAUCAAGAAAUUCUGAUGUCAACACUUCAGUGGACGUAAUUGAUUCUGAAAUUUGCCCAUUGACGCAUGAUCACAUGAAAGAAAAGGUGACCAAUGUCAAGUCCAUCAUUAGACGAGAUAUGUUAUCAUCUGAAAACUACAGCAAUAUUGUGGUAAAUGAUGUUGAUAGGACAAUGAAAGAAUCAAUUUCUUCUGAAAUGAAGGUUGCUCAAGUUAUCAAUGUAGAAUUCAAUAAAGGGGCAGAAGGGGUAAAUCUCACCUUGGAAAACAGUGAACUUGUUGAAUUCAGCUAUAAAAACGAUGGAAGCAGUCAAGUGUGUAAGGGUAUCUUAAAAUGUGUGAAUAACAGUUUCACUGAAGUAUUCCGAAAGGAGAAGGGUAUGGUUUCCAUAAUAACUAAACCAUGUGAACAAGUGAAGGACAUGAAGUGUCACCAAAAACCUGAGCUCAGGACUCUGGAAAAUGAGGUUGUACGUACUCUCAUUGGUUUUCAUACAAGCAAAGAUAAUCCUUUGGAAUCCAUUGAGAAUGAGGACGAUAAGGAUGCACAUGGUUUCUCAAGCCAAGUUUUUGGUUCUAGAAAGCCACAAAAGUUCCGCUUGCUGAGUGAGAUCCUUAGUAGGGAUAUUUCCGGUGCUUACGCCAAAUUUUCCAGUUCUAAUAGGAAAACAUGUUUCCAUGACGUCAACUCAAAAGUUACUCAAACUAAAUCUGCAGAUGAUUCAGAAGAACCUGAUGGCCUAGGUUUAGAUAUUCCUUCAGGAGGUCAGAUUUCUGGGGACGAAAAUGUUGAAAUGGAUACUGCGGGUAGUAACAAAAAGAGGAAGGCACUUCAUAUUGAAGAUCGGGAACAAAUGAAAAGGUCUAAGAGCUUGGAUACAAAUGUUCGGAUUUAUAAGAGUAAUAAAGAGAACACUUCUAUUGACUCUGCAGUUGCUAAUUCUAAAUCAGCGAAAGAUGCAUUUAUUUGGAAUGGAUUACAUGGUGAUUUCAAAAGUCAAUCCAGUCCAAACAAGCCUGAGAGAAAGGUUAUUCAAGGCAAGAGGAAAAAUAAGACAACUCAACUGUCAGAUGAUGGAUCUGCUGAAAGGGUACUUCAUCCAUCUCUUACUCAAGGAGUAGACUUAAAUCAUGGUGUUGUCAAUGACAGAGCUACAUAUAGAAAGGAUGUUGUGAGUGACCUGAAAGCCAACACUGUUCUUACUGAAGGUGACAGGCCAACAACUUGUCAAGAUGUAAAUUGUAUGAGCUCUAAAACGAACAACGUUCCUGCUAAAAGAUUACAAGAAAAAGCAUCGAGAAGAGGACUUCAUAGUUUUGUUAAGUAUUGCAUGGCUGCAGAGGAAACCGCCGAAGAAUCUGCUUUGAAGAACCAAAAACAUGAGGGGCAUCAAGUUGGAAGUGGAACAAACUCUGUAAUGACUCACAAUAGUGUCAUGCCCAUAGAAGAUAAGGUUAUUAGCAAAAAAAUAGGACAUGCCACUAAAGUGGCCUCUGGACCAGGUUCACCUUCAGGUUUGAAAAUUGAAAAGGCUACUCCCAGAAAGUCUAGUUGGACUAUCAAGCAAAAUAGCACGUCUAAACUUCAAGACGGGGCAUCUCCUAUCUGGUCAAAGGAUCUCCCCUUCAUAUACAGUUUUGAGAACAAAACGGAUGUCCAAGGGCAUUCAGAAGCUAAAGACCAAAGUAAUGGAAGGGCUGAUAAGACGAAUGAAUCAGAAUCUUUAAAUGGCAUUCCAGUUGAAAUUGUGGAGCUCUUAGCCAAGAACCGACAUGAGAGGCGUCGUUUAGAAGCUGAGAAUGCCAAGGAGAACAAGUUAUGCUUGUCAACGAAAACCAAGAAUGUGACAGAUUCUGAAAUAUCUGAGUUCAGUGGUUUUCAUGAAAAGGAGAUGUUGAGAUACCCAUCGGGGCACAAAAUGCUUAAACCUCAGUCCAAUGCAGUAGGUAGCAUGUCUGCUGCGGGUAGAAGUGUGAUGCUUGAACCUGUAGAAGAAUCAAUAGCCUGCUUUUCUCAUCUUAAGAAAACCUUUAAAAGCAGUGGUUCCAAAAUAAAACAAUCGGAAGGACCUCAUGACACUAAGGGAGCUUUUGCAUUUUCGGACUCUCCAGUGAACCUUUCAAGUGGAAACCUAUUUUCUGAAGCUGGCACUAGCAAGAAAUGGGGAGUUAAAAGUUGCAGAUGGGAUGAGGAUAAGCUGGUGGAUGGAUAUCCUAAUUCUUCCUUUCAAUGUUCAACAUCAUGUCAUCAAUGUCAAAUUGUUCCUAGUCCUACGCAACGUAGAGGAGCACACCAUGUUUCCAUGCUGGAUGUAGCAGAUUGUCCUUUCCGAAUUGAAAGCUCUCAGAAAUCUGCAACUUUGUCACAAGCACCAAAUUGGAACAUUAAUUUAGAGACGUUCCAGAAGAUAAAUGAAGAACAGCCAUGUGCAUGUACAAACAAAAGAAUUGGAAAUUCGUCAAAUCCUAUUGGUCAACUGGAGUUAUGUUCCAAUGAAACCUUGCCUGCCACACAAUUGCUGAAACUCAUGGAUGCUGGGAUGAGCACAAAGGUAUCAAGAAAAGUGGAUAAAAACAUGGAGUUCACCAAUCAGGCUUCAUUUCCUCAUAUUAGUCAUCGUAGUGGCAUUUUCCCACUAAAUGGAGGACUACGCCGAGAUUCCUCUGCUCAUAAGGGAGGGAGGUCAAGUGAGUAUUUUACUUCAGUUCCCAUUUCCGAUCCUUUUGCUUUCCCAGGUCAGAGGGAUAAAAAUUGUGUCGGAAGAAGGCAUAUUUUGGGUCAGGUUUCUGAGAAAAUGGUGAAUGAUAGGCUUAAAUCUAAGGAAACGAAAAGAAGGAAACACUCCGAUUACCCCACUGCUGUGCAGGAUGCAGAUUCUAAGUUGCAUAGGUUUGGAGAUGGAAGUGGAGGUUUGGGGCAAAAGAAAGUAUCCUUCCACAUCGACGGCUUGAAGGCGGAGUUUCAUCUUCAUUCGAACUCAAUGAUGGUGCCUUCCAAGUCUGGUUUGGUUGAAAGCUCAAUUGGCAAUGUCGAGGUAGAAAAUAAGGUAGGAACAGUUGCACUGAUGGAAGGCAGUUGUGGGACAGUUAAACAGUUGAUCAUAUGCUCUCUUAACCGAAAUCCGGCUGAUUUUAGCAUUCCAGAAGCGAGAAACGAAUUCACUAUACGAGGAGGAGAUUUUAAACCAAGGAAAAUGGAUUCAAAACGAGGUAGACCUAGACUGAGGAUGAUGAAGCUUCAAGCCAUCAAAGAGUCUGCACAACAUUGAAUCUUGAUAGUUGCCGGAAGAUAUUCCAGGGUUUUGUCAACAGAGACGAUCAUCUGAAAUGUACUUGUGGAUAGAUAGGAGUGGGUAAUUUUCUUCUCCUUUCAAAGGUAGCAGAAUUUGAAGGAUCCUCAUGGUUCAGAAGUGUGUAUGUAUUGACAUUGAUCUUAAAGAAGACAGAGACUUUUCAUUCA
This is a messenger RNA of Rhododendron vialii, 4045 nucleotides long. RefSeq lists its product as uncharacterized. The transcript is spliced from 7 exons. Bases 225 to 3854 code for a protein of 1209 amino acids. The record is from RefSeq and is a predicted model, not a curated record. Lineage: Eukaryota; Viridiplantae; Streptophyta; Magnoliopsida; Ericales; Ericaceae. Gene Ontology annotation, biological process: shoot system development; negative regulation of DNA-templated transcription; negative regulation of flower development.